This is a messenger RNA of Lymnaea stagnalis (great pond snail), 456 nucleotides long. NCBI's taxonomy places the organism in Eukaryota, Metazoa, Mollusca, Gastropoda, Lymnaeidae. The record is from the annotation of a GenBank genome assembly.
AUCCAGUAGGGAGGCUAAGGAAAAAAGUCCGCCAACUUCUCGUCAAGGAAGUAAAGAGCAUCAGGAAGACCGCCCUACGAUGUCUCGUCAAAUAAGUCAAGAGGCAAGGGAAAUGAGUGCUCAUUCUCGACACAGGACUAAAAAGACACGGGAAAGAAGUCCUUCAGUAUCUCGCCAACAAAGUAAAGAGGAAGGGGAAGAAAUUAAUUCGAUUUCUGGUAAAAGAGGUACGGAGGUAAAGCAGAAAAGAUCUUCGAUUUCUCGACAACGGAGAAAAAAAUCAAAGGAAAAAACCCAAAGUAGUGAGGAGUUUGUGGAAGAAAGUCCAUCAAGUUCUGACGAAACCAGUCUGGAAGCAAAGAAAAAAAGUCCUUCAGCGUACCGAGAGAGACGUAAAGACGUAAGAGAAAUAACUCCUUCAAUUUCUAGACGUAGAAGUAAAGAAGACCAGGAAGA